Molecule: messenger RNA, 1374 nt
Organism: Rhagoletis zephyria (snowberry fruit fly)
Lineage: Eukaryota; Metazoa; Arthropoda; Insecta; Diptera; Tephritidae
Source: RefSeq, a predicted model, not a curated record
AUGGUUAACAGCAAUAUUUACAAUGAGGAUGAAUUGAAUCCGCCAAACUGGAUAAAUGAGGAAUUCUUUAAGCGGAUACUCGAUAAAACCGAAAGUGAAAGUGUGAAGAUCAACACCUUGCUGCUCUCUCCCGGCACCCUCAAGAAUGAUCACUACUCGAGUGUACUUUUUCGUGCAAAGCUCAACUAUGCUCUGUGCUCCAAGCCCAAAGAGGAGAAGUCGCUUUCGUUUAUAAUGAAAACUGAGCCAAAUGUGGAUGGUAUAAAGAAGGAUAAAAUGAAGCAGGUGCCGCUCUUCGAAACUGAAAUUCGCAUGUAUACGAAGGUGUUGCCGAAAAUUGAGGCAGAGUUGCGAGCGAUUGGCGAUAAAACAGUGCUCAGUCCCAAAUUAUUCCACUACAGCCUUCAAUCGCCACAAUGUGUAGUGUUUGAGGACCUUGUAGCCGACGGCUACUCUACCAUUAAUAAUCGUCGUGGUACUUUAGACGAAGUCAAAUUAGCACUACUUAAAUUGGCUAAAAUCCAUGCGAUUACUUUUAAAUUUGCACGUGAGGGCGACCAAGUCGUCAAUAGCUUUCAUAACCACUUCAUAAACACAGUGGAUAUACCGAACUUCCCUGUGCUGAGAGAUGGCAUUAAAUUAACUAAAGAAAUAGUCAGAGAUGCGCCGGAUCUACAAGAAUAUUUGCCCCAUAUUGAAGCAGCUGAAAAGUUUUUGAUACCCAAGGCAUUGGAUGUAUUGAAUGCGUACACGAAUGGCAAACGUAGCGGCAUUCAAGUGCUGAACCAUGGCGAUGUUCAUGUGAAGAAUGUAAUGGUGAAAAAUGGCGAUAGCAAGCUGCGUGAAUUGUUGUUGCUCGAUUAUCAACUCAGCAUUUUCGGCUCGGCCGCAAUUGAUCUGCAUUAUGUAUUCGUAAUGUUUUACAGUCCGGAUAUGAGGCGUGACCACAUGGACGAGUUGCUUUAUUACUACAUAACGAAUUUCCAAGACACGUUGCGCAGAGUGCAGUAUCCGGGUCACAUACCAACAAUUACAGAAUUCAGAGCAGAAUUGCAAGAACAUCGGCACUGGGGUCUCUUCUUGUUGUUCACAUUGUUGAUCUUUAACUAUGGCUUUGUAGAUGACAGCAUCGAGGUGUAUAAACUGGUUGAAUCGGAUGCAGAGCGGAGAGCAUAUUAUACGAAAUCAAAAAUUGUGAAUGAGCUGCGAGUGUUGCUGCCGCGAUUUUUACAUUUGGGCUAUUUUGAGCAGUAAAAAAAUGGAGUAAUCUUAAAGUUACUACAAUGAAUCUGAAAAUAUUUUUUUUUUUUACAUAAAUUUUUUUAUUGUAAAUAACCAAAAUGCAAAUACAUUGGCAAAAUAUUAUGUAAUUCA